This is a messenger RNA of Gavia stellata (red-throated loon), 1637 nucleotides long. RefSeq names its product EI24 autophagy associated transmembrane protein (gene EI24). NCBI's taxonomy places the organism in Eukaryota, Metazoa, Chordata, Aves, Gaviiformes, Gaviidae. Gene Ontology annotation, cellular component: endoplasmic reticulum. The transcript has 11 exons. The coding region runs from base 152 to 1198 and encodes 348 amino acids. Gene Ontology annotation, biological process: macroautophagy. The record is from RefSeq and is a predicted model, not a curated record.
GCUGGGUCGCCUGUCGCGCCGUGUGCUCCCGGCCCGCAGCCGCCGGCUCCAUCCGUUUCCCAUCUCUCCAGGAUGAGAGAGGUUUGGGUUCGGCUUUUCCCCUCUCCCUGUAGUUGAUAGUUUCGGAACCAGAGGUGAUGCUGGAGUCGAGAUGGCAGACAGCGUGAAAACCUUCCUUCAUGACCUCGUCAGGGGAAUUAAGGACUCCAUCUGGGGCAUCUGCACCAUCUCUAAGCUGGACGCCCGGAUCCAGCAGAAAAGGGAAGAACAGAGGCGAAGGAGAGCAAACAGCGCGCUCGCCCAGCGGAGGUUUCACAUGGAAGAGAAGAAGCAAGAGAAUGAACCCCGGAUAGUGAGCCGGAUAUUUCAGUGUUGUGCCUGGAACGGAGGCGUAUUCUGGCUUAGUCUCUUCUUGUUCUACCGAGUAUUUAUACCUGUCCUUCAGUCAGUCACGGCACAGAUCAUCGGUGACCCUUCCCUGCACGGCGACGUCUGGUCUUGGCUGGAGUUCAUCCUCACCUCCAUUUUCAGUGCCCUCUGGGUCCUUCCCCUCUUUGUGCUCAGCAAGGUUGUCAAUGCCAUCUGGUUCCAGGACAUUGCGGAUCUAGCGUUCGAAGUUUCCGGCAGAAAGCCUCAUCCCUUUCCCAGCGUCAGUAAAAUCAUCGCCGACAUGUUGUUUAACCUCUUGUUGCAGGCGCUCUUCCUCAUCCAGGGGAUGAUAGUGAGCCUCUUCCCCAUCGAUCUCAUCGGCCAGCUGAUCGGCCUCCUCCACAUGUCGCUGCUCUAUUCGCUCUACUGCUUCGAGUACCGCUGGUUUAACAAAGGCAUCGAAAUGCACCAGCGGUUAUCCAACAUCGAGAGAAACUGGCCCUAUUACUUCGGCUUUGGCUUACCGCUGGCUUUUCUCACGGCGAUGCAAUCCUCUUACAUCAUCAGCGGUUGCCUCUUUUCCAUCCUUUUCCCUCUCUUCAUCAUCAGCGCCAACGAAGCGAGGACCCCCGGCAAAACCUACCACUUCCAGCUCCGUCUCUUCUCCUUGGUGGUUUUCCUCAGCAACAGACUCUUUCACAAGACCGUUUACCUUCAGUCCGCCCUGAGCGGUGCUUCCUCCUCCUCAUCCUCAUCCUCCUCCGCCGCCGACCGGCUCCUCUCCCCCCAACCCUCUCCCGCCAAACACCCGCCUGCUCCGGGGCACUGAGCCCCCACCAGACCCCGCGUCGUGGGGGACACACACAGGGGCUUCCCCUGGCAGAGUGCCCCCCCAGACCCAACCCGCCGAGGCUGGGGUCGGUUCUGUGCGUGUCCCCCCACCCUGCCGGAAAUUUUGGGGAGAAAAUCAUGAUUUUUAACACCUUUGUGAGUUUCGAAGAGCCGGGUCGCGUGCCCUGCGCUUGUUUUAUAGCGGACUCUUUUGUACGCCCCCCCCCAGCCCCGUGCCAUCUCCCCAUGUCCCCCCUCGGGCACCUCGUUUGUCCCCCCCCACCCCGGUUUUGUCGUAGCUUGGUGACGCCACCGGCAGCGCCUCCCCCUCCCUCCCCGCUGCCCUUUGGGGUUUGGGGUUGGUUUUUUUUUUUUGGGGGGGGUGGGGGGGGCGGUUUAUCAACUUUUCUCUAGUAUUUUCACACUGAAACAUUAAA